Messenger RNA from Nymphaea colorata (pocket water lily), 1167 nucleotides. Its product is annotated as probable pathogenesis-related protein ARB_02861. Lineage: Eukaryota; Viridiplantae; Streptophyta; Magnoliopsida; Nymphaeales; Nymphaeaceae. The record is from RefSeq and is a predicted model, not a curated record. The transcript has a single exon. Bases 660 to 1085 code for a protein of 141 amino acids.
AGGUGUAACACUCCAAAUUUCCUUUCAAAAGCUCCAGAAAAUGAAGAAAUGGAAACUUCUAAUAUUAUUGGUUUGAUGACGGGCAUCGUGUCUGCUGAAUGUGCAGAGGCCAUUUUUUAAGACUUGUGUAUGAAAGUGGAAUGGUAUAAAGGAGGGGCGGCAAAAGCCUGAUAUUCCCCCAAAAAAAAAAAAAAAAGGUGGAUGAAGGGGAGUGCGUCUCUUGUUUUUCCUUUGCGUGGAAGAAAUGCAAAGGGAAGAUGAGGUUCUCAAGAGUUGCCUUCCUUGAAAGCAGCAUUAAAGAGCCCUUCAACAGCGUCUCGAUCCCCUUCCAGUUCCUUUUCGAACUGGAAAAUGAACAGAGGCUUCUAGCGUAUAAAAAGGACCCGUUUUUGCCUUCAGGUUUUGGUAUUGAACAUGGUUUUUCUCGCUCUCCAAUCUCUUCCUCAUUAGCUGUUGAUCGAUUCCUUGAGCUGUAAUGGAGGAGGAAUCUCUUAAAAGCAUCCCACUUUACACCCCAAAAGUAAACUCACUCUGCUAUUCUCUCCGUCGAUUCAAGCCAUGAGAACUCAUUUUAUAGCACACACACGCACAGAGAGAGAGAGAGAGAGAUAGAAACAGAGAGCGAGAGGAAGCAGAGGAAUGCGUAAACGUCGUGGAGCAUGGAAGAUGUAAACUGGAAUUUAGUGUUGGUGGCUUUGUGGGCAUGCUUGGCAGCGGUGGCGACGACCGCCGACGAUGUUCCUCCCGUUCUGGUGGAUCCUUCUUCUUCCUACGGCCAGCAACAGUGCAUAACCAAGUGCGGCACCUGCCCUGUCAUAUGCGCCCCACCACCGCCAUCCGUCCCUUCCAUGGCCGCUCCUCCACCCACCAACCCUGCAACGGAACCUCCACCACCACCUCCCCCUAGUGGCGGUCACCAUCACACUCCAUCGUCACCCCCACCGCCACCGUCUCAGUCGACCAUUUACCCUUAUCCCUAUUACUUCUUUUACUCUUCUGGAUCCUCAUCACCUGUAGCUGUACCAGUUGGACAUGCUCUUCUCUUCGUGUUGUCAUUGUUUAUCGCGUUUCUUUUUCUUGUUUGAUGCUUGAUGUCAUUGAUUGCGUCUGUAGAGAUGCUUAUGUCCUCAAUGCAAAAGCAAAAGCAAUUACAGACUCUCUUUUCUC